Messenger RNA from Botrytis fragariae, 2661 nucleotides. RefSeq names its product putative transcription factor rap1 protein. The record is from RefSeq and is a predicted model, not a curated record. Gene Ontology annotation, molecular function: telomeric repeat DNA binding. Gene Ontology annotation, cellular component: shelterin complex. The transcript is spliced from 5 exons. Gene Ontology annotation, biological process: telomere maintenance via telomere lengthening; regulation of DNA-templated transcription. Lineage: Eukaryota; Fungi; Ascomycota; Leotiomycetes; Helotiales; Sclerotiniaceae. The coding region runs from base 1 to 2661 and encodes 886 amino acids.
AUGGCUUCUAUUGUAUAUGAUGGUAUUGGGGGUGGAGGAGUUCUUUUUGAAGGAAUGAAAUUCUUUAUUCUUCAGCGGGUUCCUAUGCGCUCAAGAUGGGUUGAGAUAAUUCGAUCAAACGGGGGUGGAGUCGAAAAAAUCGAAAAGAAUGCCGAGAUUAUAAUCGCAGAUGGUGCGCGAAAAGAUGCGCCGCCAGGAUCUAUUUCAUGGAAGUUUAUUGAAGAGUCUGCGAAGGCUGGGAAAUUGGUAGACAUGGAAGAAUAUCGAUGUGGUGCAUCAGAACGAGCAUCAGAACGACCAUUCGCACAACCCGCGAAAUCUACGCGCACGCCUUUUACAGCUGAGGAUGAUCGAAUAUUGACCCAAUGGGUCUUGGAGGGAGAGCGUAUGGGACGAUCUACCAAGGGUAACCAAUUAUACAUUGAAUUAGCAGAACGAUAUCCUCGGCAUACAUAUCAAUCCUGGCUGGAUCAUUGGAAGAGGCAUCUUCUGCCCAGUUAUGAGGCGGGAAAUUUACAUUAUAAGCGCGAUGACAAUUUACCAUGUCCCAGCAGGGAACCAAAAUAUGCUAAAAAGGGACUAGCUAAGCCUCUUGCAACAAGAGUUUCUCAUGAACGCGCACAAUCUGCGCUCUCGACCGCCGCCUCAACCACCUCGACCAAUAGUCUCAAGGGCCUCAUCCCCGAGGCGGAGAUAGAAAAGGUUGUGGUUGGAGGACUUUUUACAAAGGAGGAUGACGAUCUUUUACGAGAUGUAUUUGAGGCUAUUUGUAACAUAGAUUCAUCCAAAGAAAUUGAGGCUUGGGAGUUGUGGACCGAAGAGUAUGGACGCCAUUCAGCUCAAGAAUGGCGAAACUAUUUCCAUGAAGAUUUUCGCCCCCGAGAGAUGAAAAAUAGGAAAAAGACAACUGUUGAGUCUGUAUCAUCUCCAUCGAUUCGGCAAGUUUCUGAUCCCCCAAGUGGUGGAAGUACCAAAGAUUCGACGCAAACGAAUAAUUCUACUAAAAAGCCGGAGAGAACAUCAAUGAAAACUACUGCCAGAAGCUCCGCUAUGGCCCACAAUGCAGAAUCAAGAGUUGAUCCAAAACCAAAGACAUCCGAAGUCUCGACACGAACAAAGCAUUCUCCCUACAAGCAGAAGAAAACCUCACCAGAAACUGCUAUUGAAAGCUCGGUUACGUCCUCUGGCAAUGUUAAACAAAGAAGCGAUUCAAACUUAAGCACACCAGAAAUAAACGCAAAAACGAAGAAUUCUACGCCCCAGUCUAAAGAAGCCUUGGUAAAAACCACUGCUCGAAAUUCUGUUACACCUUCUCGCAAUGCUAAACCAAAAGUCGAUCAAGAACCAAAGAUACCAGAGGCAGCACCGCAGGAAUUUGAUUUGGAACGAAGGCCUUUUAUGAAUUCGCUGACGACCGAAGAGGACUACUUCACGCUAACCUUGAAACAAUUCUGUGAAGAGGAUCAGGAAGAACCAAUUUUUAAUCCCAGAAUUCGUGGAAAACAAAUUUCCCUCUUCAGACUUUGGCAAAUCGUUAUAGUAUUUGGCGGCUUUGAAACGAUAAACGCCGAAAGUCAAUGGCAAGAGGUAGCUGAUAAAUUAAGCUUCCCUAUUGCCAACCGUUCCGAGGCUGCGCAAGAUUUGAAGAGCUGUUAUGACGAAAUUCUAUCCGAAUUCGAAAGAGUUGUAACCGAAGAAGAGAAUGAUCCGCAGAGUAUCCUUAUGUUCGCAGCCUCGCAAGACGAGACUUUGAUAGCUUCACAGCUUGCUGAUACAACCAUACGCAGUGUUCAAAGAUUCUCUGGUCACGAAAGGGAUGUAGAGGAUGAUGAUGAAGUUAUAGAACUACCACCAUUGAAAAAUUCUAAGCAAUUUUCAACUAUGUCAACCAAGAAGCGUGCGAUUGGCUCCGAUGGAUUAUCCAACCUUAGCGAAUCUUCAGAAAUUAAUCCUAAGCGUAAAGCUAAGCGUAUUAGAGCCGAUAAGGGUAAAGGUAAAGAGGUAGAGAUUCCAUCGACCCCAGAACAUAUUUUCAAUGCUACACAGCCACCCCGUCACAUAUCGCCGCUCAAAUACCAAAUCAACGAGAAUGAUAAUGGUGGUAGCAGUGAGGAUGAUAGCGAUCGUGAAGCUCGAGAAAGAAUUCUUCGUAUCCAGCAAAAGAAACCACGAGAAUUGAUUCGGAAAGCUUCAGCGAAAAAUCUCACAGUUGAGCCAGAGACGCAAGACUUCUAUUACCCAGACAUUGAUAAUCAAGCCCCACCAGUAUCUCCAACUCCAGUCCGGAGGAAGAGGACCCCAGGCCCGAUCAUUGACUUAUCUCGAGAUUCAUCUGCAGAGUCGGAAGCGGAAGCAGAUUCACAGGACAUCGUUGAUAUUGAGCUCGCUAAAUAUAUUGCCCUUGGCUAUUCCGAAGAUAUUAUCUACGACGCUCUAAUGGCAUCAACUUAUGACUUUGAUAUUGCAAGUCCGGUUAUGAACCAGUUGCAAAUGGGACACGGGAUCCCGGACGAUUUAGCAGGAGUCUGGACUCAAAGAGAUGAUGAUGCGUUAGAGAGGAGAAAAGGCAAAGAGUAUGAGAGAGUUAGGGAAAAACAUGGCGAUGAGAGAAUUCAUGCGAGGAUUAAGUUCUUGAGAAAUCUUAGCGAGAUUGAUCAAUGA